Messenger RNA from Fusarium musae, 669 nucleotides. RefSeq lists its product as uncharacterized. NCBI's taxonomy places the organism in Eukaryota, Fungi, Ascomycota, Sordariomycetes, Hypocreales, Nectriaceae. The transcript has a single exon. Bases 1 to 669 code for a protein of 222 amino acids. The record is from RefSeq and is a predicted model, not a curated record.
AUGAUUGACGAGGCAUUUACCGCUCGUCCACAAGGCGAACCUCAAGCUGAUACUGUAGCUACCAAUGAUGCUCUAGACGACGUUUUUGGCUCGGAACCUUCAUCCCCUACAGAUUUUCGUCAUAAUGAUGAGUCAGCAGCACCACACCCCUCAGACAUUCGCCGGUUGCAAACAGAGCACACAACUGCUGGAUACCGGGAGGGCAUUACCGUUUCAAAAGAAAGCAGUCUUCAAGCUGGAUUUGACGAGGGAUUCAGCCUUGGCGCAAGCGUUGGCAUGAGAGCAGGUCAAAUUCUGGGUUUGCUCGAAGGCAUCAACGAAGCGGUUCGUGGUCUUAACGAAUCAGAUUCUUCCAAGAUCGCCGAACUCCUGAAACAAGCACGCGAAGAACUUAGUACACAAGGCUUGUUCACACCUGAGUAUUGGUCUGAAGAUGGUAAUUGGAAAUAUGAAGUCACUCAAGCUACAGGGGCCGAAGAUGUUGUGUUCUCAGAUGUAGCUGAUGCGCAUCCACUUUUAAGGAAGUGGACGCAGAUUGUGGAUGAGCGAGUGGCCAUGUGGAAGAUAGAUAGGAGCAUCUUGGAUGAUGAGACUGGGGUUAGGUUGGAGAGGGAUGAACCACUUGGUUCCGGGGCUGCGCUGACGGCAAAGAAGCCGUUAGAUUGGUGA